AUGCUUUUCUACACAUCGACCACGGACGAAGGGCGAAAAAUAAAAGUGGCUUUGAAGACUGAUUCGGAUUUGAACCGGCUGAUUUCCGAGCAUAAGAAAUAUCCCGUUGUUUACGUGAUCGAGAAGGGCAAACAAUCUGCGGCUCCGGUUCCUCAAGAGCGGGUAUAUUAUGAGGGACAUCGGUCUACUAUGUUUCCUAUUGAGACGGACAUUGGAAGAAGUAUCCCUACACACGAUGAUAGUAGGGACGAUUCAUCGUCGCAGGAGGAGGAAGACGAGUCCGAGUCUUCGGAUGAGGAAGAAGAGGCGAUACGACGCAGAGAGAUAUUGGAUUCAGUGUCGACUGAACAGGAAGCGUGGAGACAGACAGGGCCUCAGAAUUUCACAUCGGAUGAUCAGCCCGAUGUCGAGCCUCGUGUUGGAGUUCAGCAGCUUGAGGCACGUGACUGGGGGAUUCCAGUCCUCGAUUUUGACGAUGCGCCGGCAUUAGGUUGGGAGGAUUCUAACGUAUUGGAGAGCGGGAUAUUAUCAGUGGGGGCUCUAUUCCGGUCAAAGGAUGAUUUGGCAAUCGCUGUUGGCCUGUACCAUAUGGAGAAUCACGUGGAGUACGCCGUGCAUCGUUCCAGUACGACCCGUUUGUGGUUUGUUUGCAAGCAUGGCAACGGUUGUCCGUUCAUGCUGCGAGCCGUUCAGAGUGCAUCGAUCUGGAGAGUGAUCAAGGUGGUGAUGGAUCAUACCUGCCACACGGAUUUGAAUCGCACUGCCCCGAGACAGAUUCCGGCGAGGGUUGUUGGAAGAUAUUUUGCACGGAAAUUGGUAGGCGAGGGGGUCGUUUUGAAGCCGAAGGAGAUGAUGUCAGAGAUGCAGCGCUUAUUCGGUAUUGAGAUCAAUUACAGCUUCGCUCUCCGUGCAAGAAACAUCGCGAUUGAGAUGACGUAUGGUGAUUUUGGGAACUCGUAUCAGAUGCUCCCAUCGUAUUUGUAUAUGCUGAGAAUGAGUAAUCCCGGCACAUUAUACGACCUUGAGAUGAAGGAUGAUGGCAAGUUCCAUCAUAUGUUUGUUGCACUUGGACAGAGCGUGGCUGCCUUUGAGAAGGGUUACUUGAGGCCGGUCAUCGUCGUAGACGGGACCCAUCUGAAGGGAAGAAACGGCGGCAUUUUGUUCGUCGCUGUUACAAAGGAUGGGAACGAAGCAAUAUUUCCUCUCGCAGUUGGGCUUGGUCCUAUCGAGAACGACGAGUCUUGGACUUGGUUCUUCCACCGACUGCGGACUUGCUUUGGUCAGCCGGAUGAUCUCUUGAUUGUGUCUGAUCAUCACAAGAGCAUCAGAAAUGCUGUGGAGUGA
Messenger RNA from Salvia miltiorrhiza (redroot sage), 1344 nucleotides. RefSeq lists its product as uncharacterized. Bases 1 to 1344 code for a protein of 447 amino acids. The record is from RefSeq and is a predicted model, not a curated record. The transcript has a single exon. Lineage: Eukaryota; Viridiplantae; Streptophyta; Magnoliopsida; Lamiales; Lamiaceae.